AUGGCGGCAGCGACGUGGACGAAGUCACCGCCGCUGGACCCUCGCGUCCUGGCAAAUGUAGUGACAUCGUACGAUGGGGAGACACUGCAUGUUCCGGAGUGCGAUGUACCAGUGUAUCAUGGUAAGGGAAGACUGGAGUUCAAGACGGGAUUCACGUACAAUGGAGAUUUUGUUCAUGGUCGAAUGCAUGGUAUUGGACGCAUUGAGUGGCACACUAGUGGUGUGGUGUAUGAAGGGGAGUUUACUCAUAAUGAGAUCACUGGACGAGGAACCUACUGGUGGCCCAACGGCAGUUCGUACGUCGGAGACGUCAAGUGUGGCAAGCGACAUGGCCACGGGGUUUUCGUUACUGGAGACCGCGGUGUUGUCUUAAAGCAAGAGAAAGGUAAUGGAGCAAAUCAGGAAGCGAUGGUGGAAGCGGAAGAGGCUCCGAAGCCGCUUCUGUUUGCCUUUCAUUCUCAAGAAGACCAAGGUGAAGGUGGUGAAGGUCUGAGUGAGACUAAGGGUGGAGAUGGUCUAUUCGUUGCGCAGAGUAAUGCUCGUUAUGACGGUGAAUGGGAGAAUGGUCUGCCUCAUGGUUACGGAGAGUUGGUGUUCGAUGCUGCACGUAAUAUUCGUUACGAGGGGCAAUUCGUUGAGGGGAAGCGAGAAGGUAGAGGACACAUGCACUACGCGGACGGAAGUGUGUAUGCGGGAAACUGGAAAGCUGACGUCAAGUGUGGACAAGGAGUAAUGACUUGGAUGACUUCGCGAGGUACAGAUGAACUGACGAGUCUCGGCGAUGCUACGCCACUUGAGCGGUACGACGGCGAGUGGGAGAACGACUGCCAACAAGGCUUUGGGAGGCAUGUGUGGCUUGUGAGUCCACUUAACACAUCGAGCAAGAAUGGACUUUCAGCCUCCAGUAACCCACACGACAAGAACUGGUAUGAGGGAGAGUUCCACGAGGGGCUACGCCAUGGACGUGGCGUAUUCUUCUACGCCAACGGCGCUCGGUAUGAGGGUGAAUGGAAAUCGAACGUCAAAGAUGGAUACGGUCUCUUCUUCUACGAGGACGGACGUGUAUUUGUUGGACUAUUUCGACAGGAUCGAAGCAUUGAAGGCUCCUACGCGACGGCAGCAACCGCAGGGGCUACAUCUUCUUCUUCUGUACCCUCUAUCGAAUCUACAUCAGCACUGUCACCGUCCCAACCACUUUCGUCUUCCUCGAACACUGCUGGAAUUAUGCUGUAUAUCAAUGAUUUACUCCCGAUUACGGAUAUACCAAGGCGCGAGAAGGCCCGAAAGGCUGUCGAGCACGCCGCACUACGCGUUAACACGGAGCUGCGUGCACUCUAUCGCGAGUGUAUUAAGGAAUCUCGUCGCUCAUUAGCUUCCACUUCUAAUGAUCCGGAUGAUACAGGGAUUCUUCUUGAACUCUUCGAGUGUCGACAGCUUCUUUCCCAAUGCGGCUUCUACUUUACCAGCGGACAACUCGAAACGUUCAUGCAAGAUAUCCGUAAGGCGCAGCGAGCGAGUGCUCUUGCCUGUGCGUCUUCGAUGAACAUCGCAGAGUGUUUUCUCGAAGACUUACCUGCUGAAAACCACCUCAAACACCCUCUAGAUCCAAGUCGACUCGAAGUCAUACCUUGGGACGAACUGCUGCUCUUCAGAGAGUUUGUUGAGCUCCUAGUUCGCAUCGGGUACUCUUGGGUUACGACUGCAGAGGCAGAUGGCAUGAUCGAGCUCUCAGGGAGUAUCGACAGUACCGUGUUUCUUGUGGACGUUUUCUCCGAUCUGUACGACCAAAUGAUGCGUGAGCGUCAAGAAGCACUAAAUCAAAGUUCCUCAACGUGGCUAUCACUUCUACGAGCAGAGCUGAUGGGCAAGAAACUUCACAACAUUUUCACCAAGCACCACGAUCAUCUUCAAAUACUAUACAACAGUUGUACAACAACUUCAGUACUGCGGCUAGAUGAAGACAUAUCCGAGCAGGAAUCCGAACAGGAGCCGAUAGACAAAGGCGAACCAGAGGUAUCCAUUCGAUCUGUACUCAUCAUGCUUCGUAACGAGCCUCCAGUCGAUACACCGAUCUUUACGUCGGAAUUCCAGAUCCGAGAUGCACUUUCAGCACUAAACAGAGCGUUUGCAGCGUCAUCGCCGCCACUGAAACCUGAGCUUCUUAGGAGCGUCGCGUCUGGAUCAAGCUCGGAAGACAACCAGGUUAGCGAGCCGGAUGCAUUCUUUAUGAGCACGAAGCUGGUAUUCUCGGAGUUCUUGGACGCGAUCGCUACUGUGCUUUUCGCGAAACAGAACAUGGUGGCAAACAAACGUCAGACACCUCAAGAAUUUCCUCUGUACGUGCUGGUGGACCAAUUCAUGCAGUCACUGAAGGUGGAAGGUCAUCGCGUAGUAUAA
Messenger RNA from Phytophthora nicotianae INRA-310, 2397 nucleotides. RefSeq lists its product as hypothetical. The coding region runs from base 1 to 2397 and encodes 798 amino acids. The transcript has a single exon. The record is from RefSeq and is a predicted model, not a curated record. NCBI's taxonomy places the organism in Eukaryota, Oomycota, Peronosporomycetes, Peronosporales, Peronosporaceae.